Molecule: messenger RNA, 1428 nt
Organism: Fusarium keratoplasticum
Lineage: Eukaryota; Fungi; Ascomycota; Sordariomycetes; Hypocreales; Nectriaceae
Product: RING-type domain-containing protein
Exons: 3
Coding region: 1-1428 (475 amino acids)
Source: RefSeq, a predicted model, not a curated record
AUGGACCCCGGAUUCUUCUGGAUGGACUCGUUUGUCGCCCGACUGUUGCAAGACAACGCAGCCCUGUUUUGGAACACGACAAACAGCCCUCCGUUCGCAAUCUCCAUGUCAAGAGUCGUCUCGUCCCCCGACCGAGCUGCCGGGCAUUCACCCAGGCCAAUCCAGACAUCCCAGAUUGAUGGUGGUCUUGCCGGCCAGCGCAUUCGCCCGACCACGCUGCUCUCUUCGCCACCCUCGCACUCCAAUUCAAAUCGCCGUCCCUCUCCGACCGCAACCUCCACCACUCAACAUCACCACCACCACGACCACCACCUCGCCUCACCCCCAAGACGAGCCGCCGCCGCCGCCUCUGCAGCCCCUACGCAAAACAUAUCGACGCCUCCUCCAAGGCUACCGGGCUUGUCGUCGGCGCCCGUGGGGUUAUGGCAGGGACAGCACUUUGAGCUGUGGUCAGACGCAGACCAACUGAUUGAUUUAGAGGACCCAUUCUCCCCCUCGCACGUCGACGUCGACGACCCUUACCUUGCUGCAAUAAUCAACACCGAAUUUUCGUCUCCUUCAACAUACCCUCCAUUCACCGAUUCAAAUACGCGAAAUAGCCAAAGCCAAGGCCAGAGCCAGGGCCAGGGCGUGAAUCAACCUCCAACAUUACAGGCAUCCGCGCUGCCUCAGCCGCUCACCUACACGGACACUGCUGCCGCCCCACGCGACCCCUCUACCACCUGUAUCUCAGGCCCCGAGCGUUCCACAACACAACUCUCCUUCUCAUCAACCAACGCCGCCGCCGAAUCUCAAUCCACGCUGCGCACCCUCGAUUCUUUCGACGAACACGACUUCUUUGACAGCCCGGCGAGCUCCUUCUCCGACACCAUGCCCCCAGCCCUCCGAAGGACGACAACGGCUGCCGCCGGUCGUGUUGCACCAGCUCACGCCAACAAGCGCCGGCGAACUUCUACAAACACUGCGCCCGCGAAUCCAACGAGGACUACGCCGAGGCGGAAAUCCAACGCCAUGCCCAAAGACGUUGAGGAAGUCCUGGGACCGAAGCCUCCCCGGUCGCCCAUCGAUGUCGAGCCGAUAUCAGACCUUACGACGAUCGACCUCACCGAGACUAAUGAUGUGCCUGAGGAUCUCAAGAAGCCUGAGAAAGAUGACCGCGUCAAGAUUGCUGCCUUCCAGUGCGUCAUCUGUAUGGAUGAUGCUGCCAACUUGACGGUUACCCAUUGCGGCCAUCUCUACUGCGCUUCGUGUCUGCAUCAAUCUCUCCACGUCGAUGCUACCAGAGGAAAAUGCCCCAUGUGUCGCCAAAAGAUCGACAUGAAGUCCCGUGACGCUUAUAACAGCAAGACGAAGGGCUUCUGGCCACUGGAGCUGAAGCUGAUGACGGCCACACGGAAGGGCAAACGCAAGGCCAACACACUGUCCUGA